CUCGUGUCGUCACUUCAAGGGCCGCUCGUGAUUGGCCUGGGCCGCAGCGGGGUGUGGAACAGGAGGCGGGCUCCUGACGUCACGGCUGGACGUGAGGGUGCGUGAUGACGAAGGUCGACCCCCGUGUCUUUAUGAAACACAGGAUCCGUCCAUGAGCAGCGAGUCUCUGCCUCCGAGAAGCUGCCGUCGGUGUCCCCGUAAGAACCUGCGCGUGAGCACCGCCUCAUCUCCCCGCCGCUGCCCGCUCUCGGCUCCCUCCGGCUCCACGUAGAGGUUGUCUCUGCCUCCCUUCCUCCGGCCGCUACGCUCCGACAACACGCAUCGCGGGGGAACGAGCCAACGGUUAGCUGAGAAGGGAAGUGGGCUCCUCGCUCUCUUUCAUCGGGCAGAUGCUCCCAGCCGCCCAGCUUGACAAGAGUGAUGGGAUGUGUCAACUAGAUGACGCAGUCCUAGACGAUGAAAUUGGACUGAAGGGUACAUCUGCAGUGUUCACACCAGAGCGAGACAACGACAUUGAAUACACAAGGAUGGGCGUGGGGAAAAACACCACUUCCAAGUCGCUGGACAGCAGCAGCGAGGGAGGAAAAUAUGAAGAGGAGGGCAAACAUGGCGCUGAUUUCUACCCUAUUCCGGUGGUGGUCAAUGGAGUUGGCGGUGCCAGUGGAGAUCAGGAUACUGAGAAUACAGAGCUAAUGGCAAUAUACACUAAAGAUAAUCAGAAUGCAGAAAAGAGCUCGAUGUCUGAGACGCUGGACAGCACAGACAGUAUUGAUGCAAGGAGGAUGGAUAUGAUCUAUACCAUUGAAGACACCCCACCCUGGUACCUGUGUGUGUUCUUGGGCUUACAGCACUACUUGACGUGUUUCAGUGGGACAAUCGCGGUGCCGUUCCUCCUUGCAGAGGCGAUGUGCGUUGGAUUCGAUCAGUGGGCCACCAGUCAGCUCAUAGGGACCAUCUUCUUCUGUGUAGGGAUCACCACCCUGCUACAGACCACACUGGGCUGCAGGUUGCCUUUGUUCCAAGCCAGCGCUUUUGCCUUCCUCGCACCAGCCAGAGCCAUCCUGUCGCUGGACAAAUGGAAGUGUAACAAUACAGAUGUUGCAGUGUUUAAUAGCACAGAGCUCCUCCACACAGAGCAGAUCUGGCACCCCAGGAUACGAGAGAUCCAGGGCGCCAUCAUUGUGUCCUCCCUAAUUGAAGUGUGUAUUGGAGCACUGGGUCUUCCCGGUAUCCUGCUGAAGUACAUCGGACCCCUGACCAUCACCCCCACUGUGGCCCUUAUCGGCCUCUCUGGUUUCCAGGCCGCAGGCGAGAGGGCUGGAAAACACUGGGGCAUUGCUAUGCUGACUAUCUUCUUGGUGCUGCUCUUCUCUCAAUAUGCCAGAAAUGUUCAGUUCCCUCUCCCAGUCUACAAAGCCAAGAAAGGCUGGACUUCUUAUAAACUUCAAGUCUUCAAAAUGUUUCCUAUCAUCAUGGCCAUUCUGGUGUCAUGGCUGUUGUGCUUCAUUUUCACUGUAACUGACGUUUUCCCGCCGGAGAAGGAUAAGUACGGUUUCUACGCCCGCACAGACGCACGACAGGGAAUCCUCAAAGCUGCACCGUGGUUUAAGAUCCCAUAUCCCUUCCAGUGGGGUUUUCCAACUGUAACAGUGGCCGGUGUGAUCGGUAUGAUGAGUGCUGUGGUGGCCAGCAUCAUCGAGUCGAUUGGAGAUUACUAUGCCUGCGCUCGUCUCUCUUGCGCUCCUCCACCUCCCAUCCAUGCCAUCAACAGGGGGAUAUUCAUAGAGGGUAUUUCCUGUGUGCUCGAUGGGCUUUUUGGCACAGGAAAUGGUUCCACCUCCUCCAGUCCAAAUAUAGGUGUCCUGGGAAUCACAAAGGUGGGCAGCAGACGUGUGAUUCAGUACGGAGCUGCCAUGAUGUUGCUGCUGGGGAUGGUGGGUAAAUUCAGCGCCCUGUUCGCCUCUCUGCCUGACCCUGUCCUGGGAGCUCUGUUCUGCACCUUGUUUGGUAUGAUCACUGCAGUGGGACUCUCCAACCUGCAGUUCGUGGACCUCAACUCCUCCAGGAACCUCUUUGUCCUGGGCUUCUCCAUUUUCUUCGGUCUGAUGCUGCCGAGCUACCUUAAACAGAACCCGCUGGUCACAGGUAUUGUUGAGAUUGACCAAGUGCUGAACGUGCUCCUCACAACAGCCAUGUUUGUCGGAGGCUCUGUUGCCUUCAUUUUGGACAACACUAUCCCUGGUACCCCUGAAGAGCGAGGCGUCAAGAAGCUGAAGCUUGGCUCUGGUCUCAGCACAGCGGAACUGGAAGGGAUGAGAUCAUAUGACCUGCCGUUUGGAAUGGACUUCAUUCGCAGACACUCCAUCUUCAAGUACAUCCCCAUCAGCCCUGCAUUCACAGGCUACCAGUGGGGGAGGCUACAGGAAUCCUGCAGGAGCAGAAUGGGACAUAGAGAUGGGGUGAAGGGAGGAGGAAUGGGAGGGGAGGGAGGCGGGGCACCAGGAGAGAGUCGGGUAUAGCCAACAGGCUUAUGGGCAAUGGGAAGCAAGGGAUGGUACACUGAGAUGAAAGGAUGGAAGAGUGGAGGACAGAAGCGGUGCAGGAUUGGUUGGAAGAAAUGUGACGCACCAUCCCCUCGUCAUUAUGUGUUUUCUUUAUCUUGUGUCAGUCUUUUUCUGCCUCCCACUACGCUGGUUUUAAGCAUGCUACAGUAAAUCACAGCAUGUUCCAAGAUGUCAUCACCACACAGAGAUGAAUUGGUGUGUGUGCAUAUGUCCACAAUAUGCAGCAAGAGAUGGCGGCACUUUAAUCCAGAACGAGAGCGAUGGAUGUCAAACAAUCAAAGCUGAAUGUUUGUGGAUUCACUGACUCGUUAUUACUGCUAACUACUACUGGCCAUGUCAGUUUCUGACACACAUUCUACUGAGCGCGACGGUAGAUCUGAUUAUGUCAAUUGAGGAUUAUGCAAAAUUAUUUACUUAGUUAGAAAUCAUUUGCCUCAAGACUCAUUAUGCAACAGCAUUAGAGACACACGCAUGCACAUACACCAACAGCCUCACCACAAAACAAGAGCGACAAUGCACGUUGGGGCGUCAUGCAGACCGAGUCAAGUUUUUAGUCAGGUGCCCUUACUCAUGCAAAGUGAUUAUGAAAUUUAUUUUGCACUAUCUGCCUCCUGAGUUCAAAUGUAGAAUGUCCCUCCACAGCUCGCUCCUCCAUUUCUUCAGUAAAACUCCUCAGAGACCCAGCACAUCUCAUCUCAUGCUGAAGAAUCUCACUUUUUAAAUUAGUGCAGAUAUUCACUAGAUCUCCCACUGGGCAAAAAUCUACAAACCUUCCAGUUUACGUGUCUUUGCUACGUCAGUAUUAUGCAUCAUUAAUUAACGAGACCAAAACACUUAGUUUACCUGGACACACCGAGACUCAUUGGACUCUCGAAUGGGACUUUUUUAUACUUCAGUUCAGAAGAGAAUUAAAAUCAAUUUUUAUCUCAUAACCUGAAUAAGCUUAUUGCACAUCUCUGCAGGCACAUUUUGAAUCAAGCUUUUUAUAAUGCCUGAGCAAAAGCCACAGUAACAUAAACACAUGGCCUCAGAAUUAAAUAUCUCUCUUCAGGCACAUGUCCUAUGUUUAACAGUAAUGUGUGUUAAUGUAGGAUUUACCCCCCCCCCCCGCGACUAUCCAAACCAAUGUGGUUUUUCCAUCAUUGCAUUCAGUGAGCCCUUACGUAAUCGUACUCAGAAGUAAGGAUGUUGAUUUUGAAUAUUUGAAUGUAAUAACAGAAAUUUUGAGAGUUAACAUUAAUUAAUUGUUCUGACUCCAGUCACACAUUGUGUUUUUUGGAAGCAGCCAAUCAUGAUCGUCGCUGAUGUCAUUAAUACAAUUUUUGCAUUUUUUAACAGUGUCCCCUCCCACUCUCAUCUCUCAUCAGUUAGUUCACUGCUGUAGUUCAGACUGUUUCAGAGCAUCAGCAGCCUGAACACCAUCCACCCCAGGAGUGACGUCUCUAACUCGACUCGUAUGUGUGUCUCGGCUUCUUUAACAGAAAGAAAAUCAACAGUUUGAAAAAUACCAGAUGAGAAUUUGCAAGAUAACAAUUUGAGUAAAUGCAGGAAUAAAAAAAUAACAGCUUAAAAUGAACUACUAAACAUUAGUAGCCUGGCCUUAUUGAGAUCAAACCAAAAUGCUAAAAAAAAAAGUCUUUAUUUCCGCUUCUUAUUGUUCUUAAACCAUAAACCAAAAUUCCUUAUUCUGAGGGGGAACAAAAUUAGUUUCAAAUCUCCAAAUUUCUCACUUUUUUAACUCAUCUGUUAAAGCUAUUUAUUUAUUUAUGAGAAAAAAGUGGAUGUUUAGCGAUUGUUUGAGGCAGGUUUAUUUGCCUCUUGUACAAUGUUUAAAAUAUAUUUAUUAUUUCACUUGUUAAUGCCCUGUUUUAAAAAACAAAAGGAAAAGUAGGUUUGAUGAUGUCGUACUGCUCCUCCCUCAGCUGCAGUUGGUGCUUUGAGAAACUCAAAGGACAACCACCUUUCCUAAAGUCAGUCUCUACUGUAAACUAAAAAAGUACGCUGCUUCCAUUUCAUUCCAUUUCUAUCACAUUGUUAAUAUAAAGAGAGAUGCACUUAAAAAUGUGGAACUGGAUGAUUUAUUCAAAUUUCAGAGUCAGGGCCUUUUUACCUACACGUACUGUUUGCACACGUAAUGGUGCCAAGAUGAUCGGGGUCAGACUGACUCAUUCUCACUGAGCUCAAACCCUGUUAUGUGCUUAUCCACAUUCAUUGUCAGUGUGAACUUUUUUUUUUGGGUGACCUGAGGACUUAACUGUUUUGUUCUGAACAUUUAGGGCCUCAGUCUCUGAUAGCAUCGUUAGCUUUAGCCACAUUUAAGACCCCGUCUCUCUUUCUGUUACUCUCAGGAUUUGAUCACUAAGCAAAGUUUAGUGGAAAGAAAGAAACAGAUUGCAUGUUUCCCAGCGGGCUGUGUUUUUGUGAUCUCGCUAAGGUCUAAUGUCUGCCUGGAAUGAUAACAUGAGAACCCUGACUAAAUAUUAUUGUGAGCACAAUUUUCAGCCAUCUUUAUCAGAAUGCAGUUUCAAUAAAGUCAGAUGAAAAUGUUUACAGAGCUACCGCAGCUAAAAUUCCUAUUACGGUCACAGAUUUUAAUAUGAAUUUGUUCAAAUGUCAUUGUCCCCACACGUGUUAUCAUUCUGGGUAGACUGACAUCAGUGAUGUGACCAAAUCCCAGAGAAACAUAAAAGCUGAUGAAGUCUUAAAAGAAGGCUUGGCUAGUUCCUGACCAUUAAUGUGUGUGGAACCUGUUCAUCUAAAGCCUCAUCAUCCUCACGUACGUGUUGGCUGGCAGCACCACCGCUGUAGAUAAGACGUAACCACUGCAGCUGGUGUGUUUGAAACCCUUGCCCAGGCUGUUUCACCUUGUUCAAGGGGGGGUGAGGAUCACAUAGAGGACGGAGAGCCACCACCACAUCCUGCAUCUGUCUCUCAGUGAGGGGGUGGGCGGACGGUGGUCUCAGCGGUCUGACGGACCUGUUAUCAAUUCUCUUGUAUGUGACAUGCACACAUUAGCGCAUGGACAACACGUGACAUUGUUUCCCCAUCAUGUUUGUGUAACCAGCACUUAUUUGUCUCACCAACAUCACACACACACACACACACACACACACACUUGUUAAACAUCUCUAGUGACCUCAUGUUUAGUGUACCUGGUUUUGUCCCUGGGAGUUCUUACUGUCGUUUCUGGAUGUAGGAGAAGACACCGGCUGGCCAUCUUAUUAAGAGCCUGUUGGUCUUUGGCAGCUGUGUGAACCUGCCUUAUUUUUCAAUACCAAGAUGAACGUUGGAUGAUUUUGUGCCUCAACACAACUUCCUCUUGAUUUAACUCUCCGGUUAUGUUACAUUCUGUCUUCUUUUCAAAUUUUAUACACAAGCAAAUUCCUUUCUCUCAGUCAUUACAGAAAUAGUUCAGUUACAGUCAAGACACCUUGGAUUUCACAUGACACUACUCCUCGAUGCUUUUCAAGCUUGACUCACAGAGAGGCCACCAACAGAUGGCUCUUGAGAAGGUGGUCAUAAGGUGUGUAACACAAAGACAUCAGUCCCUCUUAUUUUGAAGGGGAUGCUACAUAAAGAAUAUACUAUUGUGUCAAGUGUUUUCUCUUUUUCAAUGUUUUUGUUCUUUUAUACAUAAUUUUUGUGUUUUUACAAGUAAAUAUUUGUAAGAAACAAAUCAUAACUUUUAAUCUUGAAUCAUGCUGGAAAGCGCACCAUUUUGUUGUAUUGUUUAUUUAAAGAGUAAAUGCAUUUUGAUCUUAUUUGAAUUCUGUGGUUUGGGGGAAUUGUUAAGUUUGUUUGUUAGGACCUUUUCAUAUUGUAUUUUUUUACUCUAACAUUGCCCGUUGUCCAUGUUAACACAUUACCAGUACAUAUUAUAGACCGAGCUGGCAAACUUUAAAUAGAUGUAAAAACAACAAAAAGAAAUGUAUAUUUAAUGGAGUAAAGUUUGCUAAACUAAAUUGUGUAAACUAAUUGUAGCAAGAAAAUGUUUUUCUCUUUGUUCCUAAAACUAUUUAAUAAGGUGUUACAGAAUGAA
Paralichthys olivaceus (Japanese flounder) is the source of this 6603-nucleotide messenger RNA. It is a transcript of the gene slc23a2, whose product is annotated as solute carrier family 23 member 2. The record is from RefSeq and is a predicted model, not a curated record. Gene Ontology annotation, biological process: L-ascorbic acid metabolic process; transmembrane transport. NCBI's taxonomy places the organism in Eukaryota, Metazoa, Chordata, Actinopteri, Pleuronectiformes, Paralichthyidae. Gene Ontology annotation, molecular function: transmembrane transporter activity. Gene Ontology annotation, cellular component: membrane.